This is a messenger RNA of Fusarium keratoplasticum, 1065 nucleotides long. RefSeq lists its product as uncharacterized. Gene Ontology annotation, molecular function: arginase activity; manganese ion binding. The record is from RefSeq and is a predicted model, not a curated record. Lineage: Eukaryota; Fungi; Ascomycota; Sordariomycetes; Hypocreales; Nectriaceae. The coding region runs from base 1 to 1065 and encodes 354 amino acids. Gene Ontology annotation, cellular component: nucleus; cytosol; cytoplasm. The transcript has a single exon.
AUGCCCUACUAUCGUGAUGACGAUGACACCGAAUGUGGUCUCGGCUGCUUUGGUAGCAUCCGAGAAGUAUUCAUGAAUCGAAAUCGUGGAUUGGAAAGGCUUCCUCCCCUUGGCACAAAUCACCUUUUUGGCUCUUCCCAGCCCACUCCCCCAGCCUUCAAGAGCAUCACCGCAAUAAUAUCACCAUACCACAUGGGAGUUCGCGGCAAAGAAGUUGCCUCCGGUCCCGAUGCACUGCUUGACGCUGGUAUCCUCAACGCCUUGCGCCAGCUGGGCCUCGUUGUCUACGAAAUCGUUCUUGAGCCCGUUGACGAGUUCGAGGGCGAGAUUGGUAGAAGCUUUGAGCUCCACCGAAGAAUAUCCAAGGCUGUUACUCGGGCAGUCGAGAGCAACUCGUUCCCACUCAUCCUCUCUGGGAAUAGCAGUUCCACUGUCGGUGUCAUGGCGGGCAUCGCCAACUCGCGGCUGUAUCGCGACGCCGAGCUUCCUGGGUGUCUCUGGUUCGAUGCCCAUGAUGACUACAACACUCCCGACACCAUUCUCAGCUGCUACUUGGAUGCUAUGGGUAUUGCUAUGCUGGAGGGAGAGGCCUGGAAGGCACUUCUGGAGACCAUUCCUGGCUUCAGACCGCUGAAUCUGAAGCGAAAGCUGAUCCACUGCGGCAUGCGCGACGUCACUGAGGAGCAGAGAGACCGUGUCGUUCACGCUGGAUUCCCCAUUGUAUGGGGAAGUUCAGAAGAAAAGGUGAACUUCAAAGACGAGCUCCAAUCGCUGCUGACCCAGAAGGGCGCCUCUCCCAGAGUGGUCCAUCUCGACCUGGACUGUCUCGACAUCUCUGUUGGCAUCGCCAACAAGUAUGCCGCACCCGGUGGCUUGUCUAAGCAAGAUCUCGUGGGAUGUAUGGAUAUGGUGCCGGCAAGGUCUUGGCCUCUGUCACUCACGAUUGCAUCUUAUGAUCCUUUGUGCGAUGUUGAGGGCAAGAUACCCCCGGUGGCUGUUGUCAGUGUUGUAACAUUUUUUAAGAGUCUCAUGAAGUUCGGCGUGCUGGCUCUAAAGGUUGGGUAA